Molecule: messenger RNA, 1730 nt
Organism: Phragmites australis (common reed)
Lineage: Eukaryota; Viridiplantae; Streptophyta; Magnoliopsida; Poales; Poaceae
Product: PP2A regulatory subunit TAP46-like
Exons: 9
Coding region: 332-1579 (415 amino acids)
Biological process (GO): regulation of dephosphorylation; regulation of signal transduction
Cellular component (GO): cytosol
Molecular function (GO): protein phosphatase 2A binding
Source: RefSeq, a predicted model, not a curated record
CCCAAGUGUUUCAACUAACGGUCCGCCGAUCCGCCCACAAAUUUUGACGCCGGCCGGUGGACGCCACGCAACGCCGGCAAAGUCUCCGGCCAGCACCCGUCCACCACGCGUGCUCCGGUCUCCGCCACGCCGCGCUGUCGCCGUGAUCAGGAGAGGAGAGGAGAGGAAAGGAAAAAUAAACCGUGGCAGCCCCCCCACACGCCACGCCAGCCUCUGCUCUGCUCCCGUCUCCUCCGCGCUCUGCUCUUCUCCCUCCUCCCCGCGACUCCGCCCCCACUAGGGUUCUGCGAUCUCUCGCUUGCGUUCGGCUCCGCGAGGCAACCCGCUCGAGAUGGUGGAGGUGGUGGAGGUCGGGAACAAGAUGCAAUCGCAGAUGCGUGUCCAUUCGGAGUCGGAGGGCGACGCCGACCUCCCCCUCCCGGCCCUCUUCGACAAGGCGUCGCGGCUCCACUCCCUCGCCUCCGACUCCUCCCUCGACCAGGAAGGGAUCCGGAAGGGGGUCGAGCUGCUGCGGCGUUGCGAUGAGAUGGUCGGCAAGCUCGGCCUCUUCUCCCGCAACGAGACCAAGGACGACGUCUCCACGGCCAACCUCAAGUACCUACUCGUACCAUACUACCUUGGGGAAAUGACUGAGAAUGUAGUGCAGGAGGACCGGACUUUGAUCCUCAAGGUGUCGCAGGAUCAUUUGAAGGAGUUCAUUUCUAUCUGUGAGGCAUUGGAGCUUAUACCAGAGGACGAGCUCGAAUUGUCUAGACAGAAGCAGCCUGAUGCUGCAGCAAACCGAAGAGCACAAAAGAUUGCCCGGUUCAACCGUCAAAAGGCUGUGCAAACAAAGCUCCAGGAGAUCAAAGAGAGAAAAGAAAGGCGUGGGCGGUCAUUGAGAGCAGCUGCUUUAUCUGCCCCCAUUGAAGCUGGUGAGGAAGAUGCCCUGGAGGACAAUGGAGAGGAAGAAAGAGAGGCUUGGUUAGCUACUAUCUCAUUGGCUCUCUGCAAGGCUUUCGAUCUCCUCGACAUGCAAAAGAAGGAAGAAGAAAUGCUUCUAGCUGUAAAAGAAAGACUGGCAAAGGAUGGGAAUGCAUUUGCUCGUGAAAUGCUUGAUGAACGUACAAAAAAGGCUGAAGCAUGGCACCAUAAUGCUGCCAACCGUGCACCAUAUUCCAAACCAGCUGAUCCAAUCACUUGCGCAACUUUUGCUCAAGACGUCAUUGAAGGUAGAGCUAGUGUUUCACAAGGUCAUGAGCACAAACACCAACCCCUGAUAUUUGGACCUGCAAGUCUUGUUGGUGGGGGACUAACCGGUGAAAGGGAAAGGACGGCAGCACAAGUUUUUCAGCCAGGUUACAGGAUGCCAACAAUGAGCAUAGAAGAAGCUGGUUUGCGUGAGAUGAAAAUGAUGGAGAAAUGGCAAGAAAGGACUGCUAAGAUGAUUCAAGAAACGAACUCCGCAUGGUAUAAGGAUGGCACUAGCUCAGCCCAAGAGGAUGAGGAUACCGAAGAGGAGAAAGCAAGAGCCUGGGAUGACUGGAAGGAUGACAAUCCUCGUGGUGCCGGCAACAAGAAGCUCACUCCCUGUGGGUAAACUGCAAACUGUGUGUACUGUAUUGAAACUCCACUUGUGACGGAUGUUCAUGUAGAUGAUAUAAUGUUUGAUUUUGUAAUAUGAUGCCAAUACUGUGCAAGUCAGCAAGUGCAUUGGCUCUAUGCAUGUACUAUUGAAAUUUAAAAUAGCA